Molecule: messenger RNA, 2799 nt
Organism: Erythranthe guttata (spotted monkey flower)
Lineage: Eukaryota; Viridiplantae; Streptophyta; Magnoliopsida; Lamiales; Phrymaceae
Source: RefSeq, a predicted model, not a curated record
UCAAUAAUCACACUCUCCCAAAUUUCCCACCAUUCCUCUGUAUUACACAAAUUGAAAUCAUGAAUCUGCAUUCACAUUCAAUUGGUGUGCUAUUUCUUUUCAUUCUCCUGGAAUUCACAUCUGCCAUUAUUAAUCCAAGUCACAUCACAGGUGAUAUUUUGAUUAAUUGCGGCUCCAAAGGCACUUCUGCAUCAAAUAAUGGCAGGGAAUGGAUUGGAGAUAUACAACCGAAGUCUUCUUCCUUGCUACAACUGAAGGGCUCUUCAACCACCUCAACGGUCAUCCCUGAUUUGAUCUCUUCCGAUCCAGUUCCCCACAAAACGGCGAGAAUCUCUCGAUCUCAAUUUUCCUAUAGAUUUCAAGUAAGUCCAGGUCAGAAAAUUCUCCGCCUUCACUUUAAUCCCACUUCAUAUAAAGGUUUCCAAGGGUUCAACGACUUGUUCACCGUUGAAGCCGGUCCUUUUACUCUGCUCGGUAUCUUUAGCGCCUCCCUUGCUGCUGAUGCUCUUGGUGUUGAUUCUUUUAUCAAGGAAUUUUGUUUAAACGUACAAGAAAAUCAACAGCUAGACAUAAUUUUCUCUCCUGAAAUUAGUCAUUUAUUAGAUACAUAUGCUUUCAUAAACGGCGUUGAGAUUUUCUCAGUGCCUGCAAGUCUUUCUUACUUUGAAGGAGGAGAUGUCGGUCUCCAACUGGUUGGAGAGAAGUCUCUAGUUUACUUUGAUUACAAAACUGCACUUGAAAUAAUCCACCGAAUAGAGAUUAAACAAAACUCGUUUUUGCCCGCUGGAGAUUCCGAUGACCUGUUUCCCAAGUGGGCAGCCCGGAAUGCAAAAAAGAGAAACAAUAACACAUGGAAUAUACCGGUGGAUGUGGGAUUCAAAUACUUGAUCAGGGUUCACAUCUCAGAGCUUGGAGUCAAGAUUGCAGAAAGUGGUGGUAACAUGUUUGAAGUCCUUAUCAAUGAAAUGAUUGCUCAAACUAAUAUUGAUGCAGCUAAAGGAAGGGAGGAAACUAACAUCCCUUUGUAUAGGGACUGCAUGGUGAUGGUGAGAGGAAACAAAAAGGAGGGCAAACGUGAUAUAUUGAUUUCCUUGAAUUCAUCUGAUGAUCGGACACUUGUUUCAGGAUUUGAAAUAUUUAAGUUGAGCAACUCUGACAACAGUCUUGCCAGUCCAAAUCCUUCGCCUCUAGCACGGGAUUCACCAUCCGACACUGUCCAAACUUUAUUAUUUGUACUUAUUGAGAGAAAUUCAAUUUCAACUGUUGCAGUGGUUAUAAUUUCUUUGGUAUGUAUCGUUGUUCAUAAGUUGCAAGAAAUUCAGGAAGCUAAUAUUACCGAGGAGGAAAACACGCCAACCCCAUCACAGAGAGAUGGACGUAUUUGUCGCCAUUUUUCACUAGAUGAGAUCCGAUUAGCCACAAACAACUUCAGUGACGCACUAGAAAUUGGAAUGGGCGGAUUUGGUAAAGUCUACAAAGGCCACAUUGAUAAAAACCAGACCGUCGUUGCUGUAAAGAGGUUAAAAUCAAGCUCCGACCAAGGGGUGCACGAGUUCUUGACAGAGAUCGAGACACUUUCUGAGCUUCGACAUGUUAACCUAGUUUCUCUAUUUGGUUACUGCAAUGAGCAAGAAGAAAUGAUUCUUGUUUAUGAAUACAUGUCACGUGGGACCCUGGGUGAUCAUAUUUACAAACUUGCAAGGGAAAAUAAUACAUAUUCUUUUCUCACAUGGAAGCAACGUCUGGAUAUUUGCAUUGGAGCUGGUCGAGGACUAGAUUAUCUUCACACAGGCAAUAAUGUCAUACAUCGAGAUGUAAAGACUACAAACAUUCUCCUUGAUGAAAAUUUCAUAGCUAAGGUUUCAGAUUUUGGCUUGGCCAAGCCUGAAAAUAUAAGCAAUUUACAAGGUCAUGUUAGCACGAACGUUAAAGGCACAUUUGGGUAUCUCGAUCCAAAUUACUCUCGCACUCAUAAACUAACCAGGAAAAGUGAUACGUACGGAUUUGGGGUGGUGCUGUUGGAAGUAUUGUGUGGGAGGGCUGCAGUGGAUUCGAAGGUUGUAAAGGAAGAGCAAAUUCUGAGCAUAUGGGCUCAAGAUAAGAUUAAAAAAGGAGAAGUUGACCAAAUCGUAGCUACGAGUCUGCGAGAUGAGAUUUCGCCAAAUAGCCUCAAGAUAUUUGUGGGAGUCGUAGAAAAAUGCUUGUCUGAUGAACCGAAGAAACGACCAACAAUGUCUCAAGUUGUGUCACAACUUGAGUUGGCUCUUGAGCAACAAGGGACUAAACAACCUUUGAAAAUAACAACAAUUGUAAAGACGGGGCAACCAACCAUUUUCUCUACAGCUGUGCAAAAUUUCAUCCCCAAUUCGAAGGAACAAAUUAAUAGCAACAUGGUUAUUGCUCAACUUCCAAAUAAUAAUAAAGAUGGUCCAUCAUUUCCGACGGAGCAACCAACAAUUUUCUCUACAAAUGUGCAGAAUUUCACACCUGAUCCGAAGGAACAAAUUAAUAACAAUGUGGUUAUUGCUCAACUUCCAAAUAAUAAUAAAGAUGGUCCAUCAGUUCAGACGGCGCAACCAACAAUUUUCUCUACAGCUGUCCAGAAUUUUACACCUCCUCCGCGGGAACAAACUAGUAGAAGUGUAGUUAUUGCUCAACUUCCACCCAAGGAAAAUGAAUUGCCAUCGGUAUCAGGUACGAAUUCGAUAAAUAAUAAUAAAAAACAAACCUUGACUAUUCAUAUCAUGAUUUUUAAACUUGUCAUGGUCUUAUUUUAAUGUGCUUAUGAUAUUACCUGAA